AUGAAAGCAUAUGAUUCAUUAUUGAUACUGCUAUAUUAAUCAAAUUUAUAAACUCUUAUUUUAGAUUUCAAGCCACCUAAACAUACUUCAGUUGAAAACCAAUUAGAAAUUCAGAGAACUCUGAAAGGAAAUGUGCAACGUCGUUAUAAGAAUGAUGAGUUUGAACAAAAAAUGAACUCAAAAGUAUCUCUUCCUAGUUUACCUAAUUUUAAAAAAACAGACUUAUAAAGCGAUUAAAAAUUGUUGAAUCUUUCCAAACCCCAUAAUAGAUUGCCAAAGCUUGAAGCUAAAAGUGAAGUACCAAAAUAAUUGAAAUUGGAAGAUGCAAUAAUUCAUUACAAUAGUGUGACUCCUGAAAGAAGAUUAUAGAGUCCUGACAGAUAAUUAUCAUUAAAUAAAAAAAGAUUAUUGGCAAAAACAUGGAAUGGAGGAUAAUAUGCUUGUAAAACAAAAGCUGGUUGCUUAGCUAAUAAAACGUCAAAAACUAAUCAAGAUUCUGGGAUAGUUUUACCUAAUUGUUUAGAGAAGUAAAUUUAUUUAAAAUAAGUAAGUUUAGGUUACAGUAUGUUUGGAGUAUGUGAUGGUCAUGGCUCAAAUGGUCAUUUAGUAUCUCAAUUUAUAAGGUAAGCAUUACCCAAGCAUCUCGAAAUGUUAUUAAGCAAAGAAGACAAUAAAAACAAAGCUAUUUAAAAAGCAUUCGAAUAAACUAAUAAAGAGAUAUGGGAUUCUGAAACAGAUACAUCUUUGUCAGGAUCGACAACAGUCUCUGUUAUUAUGAAAAAGGACUAGCUAUGGACAGCAAACGUUGGAGAUUCUCGAGCCAUUAUUUGUAGGAAUCAAGAAGGGAAUUGGAAGGCAAUAUAAAUCACAAGAGACCAUAAACCAAAUGUGGAAGAUGAAAAAUAAAGAGUUCUUUAAGCAGGAGGUAGAGUAGAGAGUCAAAAAGAUUAUUAUGGAAAUUCAGUAGGACCUGAAAGAGUUUGGUUAUCUUAUAUAGAUGCUCCAGGGUUGGCUAUGACCAGAAGUUUAGGGGAUAAAAUUGGUGCUUAAGCUGGAGUCACAGCUGAUCCUGAAAUAUUUGAAUUCACACUCACUUAGUAUGAUUAAUGCAUUAUCAUUGCAUCUGAUGGAGUCUGGGAAUUUCUUUCGAAUGAGGAUGUUAUGAACAUAGUUAUACCAUUUAUUGAAAAAGAUAACAUUGAUUUAGCUGCAGAUAGAUUGAUGGCUGAAUCUAUUAAUGCCUGGAAGAGACACAGUUUAGGUAGAGAUGACAUUACUUGCAUAGUUGUUUACUUAAAGAGUUGA
Messenger RNA from Paramecium tetraurelia, 1305 nucleotides. RefSeq lists its product as uncharacterized. The record is from RefSeq and is a predicted model, not a curated record. Gene Ontology annotation, molecular function: cation binding; protein serine/threonine phosphatase activity. The transcript has 5 exons. Lineage: Eukaryota; Ciliophora; Oligohymenophorea; Peniculida; Parameciidae. Gene Ontology annotation, biological process: protein dephosphorylation.